ACAAGGAAAUGGGCGUUUGCUGAAGCUGACCCCAAAAAAAUCCUCCAAUUUACUGGUGAGCUGAAAAGAGCGGAGAGCAGCAACAGACCUGAAUAAACACGGCAAGAGUCCAUACAUAGUAUAUUUGCCUCUGCUGGAUUUGGAUCACAUUUGGUGCUGUUUAUCACCAUGGGGUCCCUUCUGGUGUUUGUCACACUGCUUCAUCUCAUCACACUGGCGGUUCUCUUCAUCGCCACCAUGGAGAAAUCCUGGUGGGUUUGGGACGGCAAAGAACACUCGGACCUCUGGUACAACUGCAGAUUUGACAAUGAAACAGAGGCAUGGUUCUGUGCAUCAUCAGAAGACACGGAGUGGCUUCAGGCUGUCCAGGUUCUGAUGGUCCUGUCAGUGGUUUUCUCCGCCAUUUCAUUCCUGAUAUUCCUGGGACAACUCUUCACCAUGUCUAAAGGAGGACUCUUUUACCUCACCGGCGUCUGCCAGGCAUUUGCCAGCCUCAACACCUUCACCGCCGUGCUCAUUUACACUCUGCACAAUAAAGAAAUCCUUCAGGACUCGCGGGAGUUGAGCUCGGGACACUUCGGCUACUGCUUUUACUUGACGUGGGUUUGUGUACCAAUGCUCCUGUGCAGUGGAAUCAUGUACAUCCAUCUGCGCAAAAGAGAGUAGAAACGAGUCUCCUAAAAAAACACAAGCCAUGCGAAGAAUGUUUGCUGUUGAUAUACUCCACUGAUUGAUUAUAUACUUCAUGAUAGCUUACAAGACAUUCAUUUUUCGAUUAUUUAGACUGUAUUUAGCCAUAUAUAAAUAUACAAAGCUGAAAUACGGCCGAGGAUCAGCCCAUUUUAGUUAACUCUUAAAGGGCAACUAUGACUAAUUUCUCCGAUUAGCUGAAUUAUAUCUAAUUUAAUAAUAAAAGGGGCCAACUUAAUCGUGUUUCAUACUGAAGGGAUACUUGUAAACAUUAUAGUGGUAUCCAUAUGCUAAAGUUUAAGACGUAUUUUUGUAAAUAAAUUCGAUUAAGUCA
Onychostoma macrolepis is the source of this 1024-nucleotide messenger RNA. RefSeq names its product epithelial membrane protein 3b (gene emp3b). The transcript is spliced from 5 exons. Lineage: Eukaryota; Metazoa; Chordata; Actinopteri; Cypriniformes; Cyprinidae. Gene Ontology annotation, cellular component: plasma membrane. The record is from RefSeq and is a predicted model, not a curated record. The coding region runs from base 169 to 666 and encodes 165 amino acids.